This is a messenger RNA of Hippocampus comes (tiger tail seahorse), 4183 nucleotides long. Its product is annotated as glutamate receptor 3. The transcript is spliced from 16 exons. Gene Ontology annotation, molecular function: ligand-gated monoatomic ion channel activity; signaling receptor activity. Gene Ontology annotation, biological process: monoatomic ion transport. Gene Ontology annotation, cellular component: membrane. The coding region runs from base 330 to 2978 and encodes 882 amino acids. The record is from RefSeq and is a predicted model, not a curated record. Lineage: Eukaryota; Metazoa; Chordata; Actinopteri; Syngnathiformes; Syngnathidae.
UUCUCCCUGUGCCACAGUGGUCCAUUUGUGCGCUCCUCGUCCACAAAACCGAAGCUCGCCGUGCCUUUUUCCUCCUGCUCCUCCUCAUUCAUCAGCACCUGCACCUUUUUUGUGUGUGUGUGUCAACAAUACGCCGUCUGAUGGUUUAGCAGGUUCGCAGGACGCAUUGGCGCGGGCGCACAUUCUUCGUGGGUGUGUGCGCACAGCAGCCCCAUCACGCACAUCUUGUGGAUUUUAUUUAUUUUUUUUUAAAUCACGAGCGACCUCGCGUACAUGGUGCGCUUGUCUCCUCCGUCGCCAGGAGUUCGUCUCACUUCACGGAUAGAAAAAUGUGGCCGGGCAUAGUGGUGAUACUUUGGUUGUGCGGAGACUCGAUGGCCGGCUUUCCGAAUCAAAUCAACAUCGGUGGACUCUUCAUGCGCUCCACAGUCCAGGAGCACAGCGCCUUCAGGUUUGCAGUGCAGCUGUACAACACGAACCAGAACGCGACGGAGAAACCUUUCCACCUCAACUAUAAUGUCGACAACCUGGAGUCCUCCAACAGCUUUUCCGUCACACACGCCUUCUGCUCUCAGUUCUCCCGAGGAGUCUACGCCAUCUUCGGCUUCUACGACAGGAAGUCUAUGAACACGCUGACCUCCUUCUGCGGAGCGCUGCACACAUCCUUCAUUACCCCCAGCUUCCCCAUCGACGCCGACGCACAGUUUGUCAUCCAGAUGAGGCCCGGCUUGCGAGGAGCCGUCUUAAGUCUACUGGACCAUUACAAGUGGGAGAAGUUUGUCUACCUCUACGACACCGAUAGAGGUUUUGCCAUCCUCCAGGCCAUUAUGGAGUCGGCUGUGGCCAACAACUGGCAGGUGACCGCCCGCUCAGUGGGCAACAUCGCGGACCCCACCGAGUAUCGCCGCAUCAUUGAGGAAAUGGACCGCCGGCAGGAGAAACGUUUCCUCGUCGACUGUGAGGUGAACAGGAUCAACUCCAUUCUAGAGCAGGUGGUGAUUGCGGGCAAAAACACCAGAGGAUACCACUAUAUCCUUGCCAACCUGGGUUUUUCCAACAUGAGCUUGGACAGGGUGUUUUCUGGUGGAGCCAACAUCACAGGUUUCCAGAUCAUCAACCCGGAGAGCGCCAUUGUGCAGCAGUUCCUCCAACGCUGGGAGCGUCUUGAUGAAAGAGAAUUCCCAGAAGCUAAAAACACUCCACUAAAGUACACAUCGGCACUGACCCAUGAUGCCAUCCUCAUCAUCUCUGAGGCCUUCCGCUACCUUCGACGCCAGCGUGUGGACGUGUCCCGCAGGGGAAGCGCGGGCGACUGUCUCGCUAAUCCUGCUGUGCCCUGGAGUCAAGGCAUUGACAUCGAGAGAGCUCUGAAAAUGGUCCAAGUUCAAGGCAUGACAGGAAAUAUCCAAUUUGACACAUUCGGGCGAAGAGCCAACUACACGAUCGAUGUGUACGAAAUGAAGUCAGGAGGCCCUAGGAAGAUCGGCUACUGGAAUGAAUAUGAAAAAUUUGUAUAUGUAAUGGAUCAGCAGGUCACCAACGAGUCGUCUUCUGUGGAAAACCGAACAAUUGUGGUCACUACUAUUAUGGAAGCGCCAUAUGUGAUGUACAAGAAAAACUAUAUGCAGCUGGACGGGAAUGACCGAUAUGAAGGCUACUGUGUCGAUUUAGCGUCCGAAAUUGCAAAGCACGUGGGGAUAAAAUAUAAGCUCUCGGUUGUUCCGGAUGGGAAGUACGGAGCUCGAGAUCCAGAGACCAAGACGUGGAACGGGAUGGUGGGUGAACUGGUUUAUGGGAGAGCUGACAUAGCAGUGGCUCCUCUCACUAUAACGUUGGUACGAGAAGAAGUGAUAGACUUCUCCAAGCCCUUUAUGAGCUUGGGCAUCUCCAUUAUGAUAAAGAAGCCUCAAAAGUCCAAGCCUGGUGUUUUUUCCUUCCUGGACCCGCUGGCCUAUGAGAUUUGGAUGUGUAUAGUGUUCGCCUAUAUCGGCGUGAGCGUGGUGCUGUUCCUGGUGAGCCGAUUCAGUCCUUACGAGUGGCAUCUGGAUGAGAACGAUGAGGCCAAAGACCCUCAGAGCCCCCCCGACCCGCCCAACGACUUUGGCAUUUUUAAUAGCCUGUGGUUCUCGCUGGGUGCCUUCAUGCAGCAAGGAUGCGAUAUCUCGCCAAGGUCACUCUCAGGCCGCAUAGUCGGAGGAGUGUGGUGGUUCUUCACCCUCAUCAUCAUCUCCUCCUACACGGCCAACCUGGCCGCUUUCCUCACCGUGGAGAGGAUGGUUUCUCCCAUCGAGAGUGCCGAGGACUUGGCCAAGCAGACAGAAAUCGCCUAUGGGACGUUAGACUCAGGCUCCACAAAGGAGUUCUUUAGGCGCUCCAAAAUAGCCGUUUAUGAGAAAAUGUGGUCAUACAUGAAAUCAGCGGAACCGUCGGUGUUUGCCAAGACAACACCCGACGGGGUCUCCCGGGUACGAAAGUCGAAGGGCAAGUUCGCCUUUCUCCUGGAGUCCACAAUGAAUGAGUACAUAGAGCAGCGCAAGCCGUGCGACACCAUGAAAGUGGGCGGAAACCUCGACUCGAAAGGCUACGGCGUGGCCACGCCCAAAGGCUCUGCAUUAAGAAAUGCUGUUAACCUGGCAGUUUUAAAACUGAAUGAGCAAGGCCUCUUGGACAAAUUGAAAAACAAAUGGUGGUACGACAAAGGAGAGUGCGGCAGCGGGGGAGGUGACUCUAAGGACAAGACAAGUGCACUAAGCCUGAGCAAUGUGGCAGGGGUCUUCUAUAUUCUGGUGGGGGGGCUGGGCCUGGCUAUGACCGUUGCCCUCGUAGAGUUUUGCUACAAGUCUCGGCAAGAGACCAAAAGACUCAAACUGGCAAAGAACGCCCAAAAUUUUAAACCGGCCCCUCCGGUGAACACCCAGAAUUUUGCCACGUACCGUGAAGGCUACAAUGUGUAUGGGAUGGAGAGCGUAAAAAUCUAAAGGAGAGGACAAAGAGGUGCCCAAAUUGGCAUCAGGAUGGGAACGACCACCGUGACACUCGCGCCGGCGUGGUGGACAGUGAGAGGCGUUUUGCGAGGCCCGUCACAAAAACACACGGCCGUGACGCUGCAGGACUUCUAAGGGGUUCCCUUUCCUCUCAUUAGUGCCUUACGGAGCAUUUGGCGUCGUGGCAAUUGACAUUCGCUUGAAAUUAAACGUGUGGAAUCAAGAGCGGAACACUGGAGAUGUUCACUUUUAUAUUCGAGAUGAACACAAGAUAUGGAAUCAUCCCGAUUGGAAUCCUUUUUAGCAGGGGUCACCGACAUUUGGGCCACUGGUUUGAUUUUGAAAUAACAAACAUGCUCAAAUGACCUUUAAUUUUACAGUAUAGUGCGCUUUUAAUAAUAAUUUGUAGUCAUUGACGUUUGUUAGUGUGAGCAUUUUCAAAUGACAAUCCUAGGAAAUGACAAUGUCCUUCAUAGAGUACCCUGUUGGUGACCCCUGCUUUUGACAUAGAUUGUGGUGAAAUUUUACGUUGUACAACUGUUCAAUUUGGUGAAGUCAUUCUCUUGUUUCACUAUCAGAUUUUUCAGUGUCAUAAUAUUUAAGACGAGCGUUGAUUAAGGUUUAAGCUUUUUUGGGGGGGUGGGGUGUGGCGGUAAUAAAAAGGACAUCCUCUCCCGGUAUCAUUUUUAAGAUCGACAUGAAGUAACCUAAGUGACUGGGAAGCUGACAGACUGCAUUUACUCAAACUGCCGCUACUUUGGGAGUUUGACUUUGUAUCACUUGGUGCCAUGUUGUACUUUCAGAGGAUUUGAGACCAUUCAUGACGUGAUAUUCCAAAUGCUGACUGGGCUUACGCUUUAUACUUUGUACACUCGUAGACGCUGUUCCCGCCUGACUGCAGACUCUGCGGUGGUGAAUUUGAACAUUUUGGCUCGUUUUGGGUGGAGGAGGUCAUUCAGCUGUGCAAAGGCCAACCCACGUUUAUCGAAACAAGCCUGAGAAUGCUACAAGGCAUUCGUGUUUGUUUCGCCAAGUCCGCCACUCUCCAUGGAAGCCAAGCCCAAUAUUAUUUCAUUUAGGUUGAGUUUAAUCAUUUGUACUGCAAAGAUGAGAGCUGCAUGCGUUGACACAAUGAGCACCGGAGGAGACGUCAUAAAGCAUUUUACUACAUUUCCUUAAUAAAAGCUGGUUUGUAUUCA